UCAAGUUGCACCUCACGCAGUCAAAAGACAGAACGACACAUCCUAAAUUUUUGUACAGCAGCAAGAUUUAUUUACAUUGCAAAAUGUUCAAGUUAUCAUUCGCCGUGCUUGUUGGCAUUGUCCUCUCUGCCAAUUCAGCGUCUCUUCCAGGAUCAUCAUUGACGAAGUAUGUUGGCCCCAAAGCUUCCCAGGGACCACUGGCUUUGUCAGGAUUUACUGAUUGUGGAGUUGCCACUCUUGUUGAUGUCACCUUGUCGGGAUGUGCAUCCGCCCCAUGCACAUUGAAUGCUGGAAGCUCAUACACGCUUGAUGUCACGUUUAGACCACGGGACUUCCACUGGGACAUGUCACAUAGGGCCAUCCUUUUGAGGGACACUCAACUCCUAGAACUUUCUGACGGACCAAUUCCUGACAGCACGAUUGAUCCUGCACAAGUUUACGUCUUUUCGUACACAUUCAACGCGGCAUCAUCUCACAUGGGGCAAGGCGAAUUCCGACUGAAAACUUACCAAAAUUACGUGCACGAACUCUGCUUGGUCAUCCCAAUCAAUAUCGUUUAGGAAUGUUAAGCUCCUCUCGGUUGGACUUCAGAAAUACAAACGAAAUCUUUCAUUUCUCAAAAUUUAGUAUGUAAUAAAAUUGUGAGCAUCGUAGAAGGACGAA
Folsomia candida is the source of this 663-nucleotide messenger RNA. RefSeq lists its product as uncharacterized. The coding region runs from base 84 to 560 and encodes 158 amino acids. The record is from RefSeq and is a predicted model, not a curated record. Lineage: Eukaryota; Metazoa; Arthropoda; Collembola; Entomobryomorpha; Isotomidae. The transcript has 4 exons.